AUUUUUUUAAUUAAUUUAAUAUUUCAUUCAUUUAAAUAAAUGUACAGUAUUGGUAAUAACUAGCUAGGAGGACUACCAUCAUAAUACAACUAUUUAUAUUAGACUAGUUAGAUUCUCACUCAGAACUCUCCAUACUAUUACGUCAAUCACUAAAACUAGGCAGGAUUUCAUGCAGGAUAUAGCAGGGAUUACCAAAUGGGGUUCCAAAGUGGAAACCACUUAAUGGGAUUAGGCAGUUUGAAUUAUAUUAGUUAGAGUUCAAGUGGAUAAACGUAGUCAUAAUAGCAAAUUCAAUAAUUAGGAUAAUCAGCAUCAUUACCAGAAAAAUAACAAUAGCAAUAGUAAUUACGCUAGCACCAUCAUCAUCAAAAUAGAAAUUCAGGGUCUCAUGAAAAGGAAAACCUUUCUAAAGAUAGGUCGAUGAAGCGCAACAGCUCAAAUUUAUACAGAGAUAAAUCCAAUGAAAAGCUUUCAUUUAAUAAAAGUACUCCUCACUUUUUUCCAUAGCACGAUAGUUAGAAUAACUACAACAGCAACAUAAGCUCAGGGAAUUAUCAAAGCAACAAUAAUAGUAAUAAUAGUGGCAACUUAUUUAUGACAAGUAGCAAUGGGAAUAGCAGCGGAAAUCAGAACUAAGGGUUGAGUUCAAAUAACACUGGAAGCCAAACAAAUUUAAGAGACAAUGAUAAAAUUAAUUAGAUUUAGAAAAUAUACAAUAACAACAUACGCUCCCGAAACAACUUCCAUAAAUCUCAAAAUAAUUUCUAUAACACCCAUUCAAAUACAUUCUUCAAUUCUAACAGUAACAAUAACUAGAAUGGAAAUAAUGGAUCACUAGACUAGCGUAAGAAGAACAAUGGAAAUGGACUUAGCAGUCGUUUGUCGCAAUCUCCUACUAAUGACAUAAAAAUGGUUGGUUCUCAAUAAAACAAUUAAAAUUCAGGUUAACUGACAAGAAAGUAUUAUACCUCUCAUUAAACUCCUAAAUAUUCUUCACAAGCAUCAUCAUCAUCUAACUACCCUUCGUAGAACUAGAAUCCACUUACUCAAUUUUAAAAGGAAAAUAAUAAUUUAGCGAACAUAUAUUCCAAGGAUUACAAGACAAACAGAAAUUCUCUGACCAAAGGAUUAGAUAAAAAGGACAGUUUGAAUUAAAUUUAUAAGCCACAAAUUAAAGCACCGUUAAACUUAGGAAAUUCAUCUUCAAAGAAUUAAUUGGCUAGUAACUAGGUUCCUGUCUUUGCCUAUUCCAAUUCUUAAUCUAAAUUUUACUAAACUGAGCCGAAUUUCAAUUAAAAACUUAAUAAAAAAUCUCUCGCUUUGAUAAAGCCAGCUUAAAAAUCCCAGCUUAAGCCAAUAGAAGAUUUAAUAAUGAAUGAAAACAUGUCCAGUUAAAGCUAAGUUAGUAGAAAAUAUUUCUCUAAUAAUUAAAAUACUAAUUUUUUUGGAUCUCAGACUAAUUUAAAGUGGUCCUCUUUGACUCCUAAACAGACAUUUAAUUCUAGUAACGCAUUUAGUAAAACGAAAAAGAAAGAAGAAAUAAUCCCAACUCAAAAAAAUAAUACUAAGAUCAGUAGUUUAGGUUCGAAAAAGAAUUUGAAUUUAGAAAGAGAGAAUAAUUUGGAAAACGAAGAGUAAUAUGAUUAUGAAAUGCAAUAUGAAGAACCACUAGAACAGUCAUCUCAUUCUUUUAAAAAUCCAGAAUAAUUAUAUAACUACGAAAUAGAAAUAGAGGCUCCUCUCUCUUCAUAACUUUCCAAAAAAAAAGUUUUGACUCAGGUAGACGAAGAGAAUUCUUAACAAAUGAAAAACACUCAUAAUUUUAAGGAAUUAAAGGAAGAUAAUUAGGUAGAUUUAAAAUGUGAGACAUUUUCGAUAAGAGACUCAUUUAAGAAGGAAGAUAAAAGUAAAGAGGAAGACAAGUCAUUUUAAAAAUUCAAUCCUUUCUCAAUAUAGUAAUCAAAUUAUGUUGAGGGUAAUAGAAAAAGUAACCAUAACUUUGAGCUUGAAGUUAUUUAAGAAUAAAAUAAAGAAGAUGAAAUCAAAGAAGUCCCUGCUGAGCUUCUUUAGUAAGUUUAAAAGAUAAGCGAAGCUCGUCCUAAAACUUCAGAAGGUGGUCACCGUAUUAGAAGAUUAAAAUAUGCCUAACAGAAGGAUUAAAAUUAAAAAUUGAAUAAUGAGUAAUAAUAACAGACGACAAGCAAUAACACUAAAGAUUAAAAUCAAAGUAAUUCUCAAGCCAAAAGCUAGAUUAACAAGAAUGAUCAAACAGGUGAAAAUAAAAAUAAUAAAGAGGAAAUUAAAUAAGCUACUAAUAUUCCUUCAAGAAGAAAGAAUUAAAGUAAUGGAAAUGAGAUGUAUGACCUUAUUGAAAAUUCACCUAAAUAGCUUGAUUUCUCUCCCCUUAAAACAAGCAAAUAGUAAAAUAAUGAAAAAGAUGAAUACAGCAACAAUGAAUAUGAAGAAGAAUAUGAUGACUUAGAAAAUGAAGAACUCUCAUCUAAGCUGUAUAAUAAAAAUUAAUUUUUUAGAUCUUAAGCAGAGUUCUACAGACCAAAUUAAUAUGAUAAUGAUCUUAAUUACAACUCUACCAAUUAUGGAGAAAACGCUUUUAAAAGUUACAAUUCUACUGAAGCAAAGAAAAAAAAUAUGAUAAAUUUCAGAAAAACCACAAACGAAGGAGGCUUUUUCAAUGAAGAAUAAGAUAACUCCCAAAUUCCUUAACAACAACCAAGGAUCUAUAAUUUCUAUAAAAAAAAUAAAGAGUAAUCUUACAAAUAAAAUGUAGCUCCGAAUGAGGAUAUUCCAAUUGAAGUAUAUGUGCAAGAAGAUGAUGUUGAAUAUAUUUAUUAAGAAAAUUCUCAAAGAAAGAAAGUGUUUUUGAAAAAGAAAACUAUUGACACAAGUGAUGGACACAAAAUAAUUAUCAGACAUAAUAAAAGUGCUGCAGGACCAAAAAGGGUUCCAAAAUAAUAAUAAUAAUAAUAAGAAGCUAAUGCAGCAGAAGAUAUAGCUAAGCAGAAGCAAUAAUAAAUAAUAUAAUAGUAGUAAUAGCAGUAACAAUAGUAACAGUAGUAAUAAUUAUAGUAGGAAUCAGAUUAAAAAUAAAUUGAACCUUAAGAUGAUGUUGUGGAAAGAAUAGUCUUACCAUUUAAAACAGGUCUUGAUAACGAAUUUAUUAAUUUAUUUGCAUAAGCUCAAUUCUGA
This is a messenger RNA of Tetrahymena thermophila SB210, 3207 nucleotides long. RefSeq lists its product as hypothetical. The transcript has 9 exons. The record is from RefSeq and is a predicted model, not a curated record. NCBI's taxonomy places the organism in Eukaryota, Ciliophora, Oligohymenophorea, Hymenostomatida, Tetrahymenidae.